AUGAGAAGGCCCAACUCAGAGUACUUUAAAGUGGCGGUUGAGAGGAAACCCACAAGGAAGAGGCCAAGAAGACGUCCAAAGAAGUGGUGGAUAGAUGAAAUAAAGCAGGGCUUAGAGAAAUUAGGGAUACUGGAUUGGGAAAAAAAAGUACAUAAUAGAGAAGAGUGGAAGGAGGUUUCGGUGGCGGCAAAAAUUCUUGACGAGUUGUGA
This is a messenger RNA of Cinara cedri, 210 nucleotides long. NCBI's taxonomy places the organism in Eukaryota, Metazoa, Arthropoda, Insecta, Hemiptera, Aphididae. The record is from the annotation of a GenBank genome assembly.